AUGAAGAGGAAUGGAAAGCAGAACCGCGUUGACAAGUGUCAUAAUAAUCAUGAUAAUGGUAAUGGUAAUGAUACUCAUAAUGGUGGUGGUGGUGGUAUAUCCAAUCCAAUCCAAAUCCAAAUCCAAAUCCAAAUCCAAAGCCGAAUCUCAAAUCCAAAAACUCCAAGCCUACGCAGCGAGGUUCAAAGAACGAAGAAGUAUGGAGAUGGAACUUUCUCCUCCGCACUUCUCUUUUUCUUCCUCUUCCCUCCAUCCCAUCCUUUCCCUCUUCUCUUCCCUCCCAAUCCAAACUUCCUCUUAAAAUCCCCUCUAAUCAUCCGCCAAACUCCCCGAACUCCCCGAGCUACCAGAGAUCGUCGAGGAGCCGCCGCGAGCUUGCUGAACGAGUCUGUAGAUACCGUAGGCGAUGAGGGCUAG
This is a messenger RNA of Botrytis porri, 417 nucleotides long. RefSeq lists its product as uncharacterized. Bases 1 to 417 code for a protein of 138 amino acids. The transcript is spliced from 3 exons. Lineage: Eukaryota; Fungi; Ascomycota; Leotiomycetes; Helotiales; Sclerotiniaceae. The record is from RefSeq and is a predicted model, not a curated record.